This is a messenger RNA of Cloeon dipterum, 2405 nucleotides long. It is a transcript of the gene Pdss2, whose product is annotated as Decaprenyl diphosphate synthase subunit 2. The record is from RefSeq and is a predicted model, not a curated record. Lineage: Eukaryota; Metazoa; Arthropoda; Insecta; Ephemeroptera; Baetidae. The coding region runs from base 276 to 1511 and encodes 411 amino acids. Gene Ontology annotation, cellular component: mitochondrion; transferase complex. Gene Ontology annotation, molecular function: prenyltransferase activity. Gene Ontology annotation, biological process: ubiquinone biosynthetic process; isoprenoid biosynthetic process. The transcript is spliced from 7 exons.
UGGCUCUCGCUGAGUUCUUUGCACUUUUUGCGCUAAGGAAUCCCCGCUAAUAAAUCCUUUUUUGUUAUGACCUUUGCAAAGGCAGCGAUCAGAGAAGGAUGUGGAAUUUUACACGUGUUAAGCUCGUGAAACUUCAGGGGAAACACACAGCACACGCAUGAGAGAACAUCCUCAAGACCUACAAACUUGAACUAGAAUCCGGAGAGAGUUCAAUGUGUACGAAAGUUUAGUGCGUGCGGACCGUUCCUGACAAAAGUGAAUCGAAGGAAUCGACAAUGUCUCUUGGAACGAAACCUAUUUAUUGUGUGUCCAGAGCCGGACGAUUCCUGCUGAACAAAACGAACUUUGUGCACCGAAAUGCACCCAAAGUUUCAGUGCUUGUGCAGGGACAGAGUUUCUUCUCCACAACCUCCAUCCGUUCCAACAAACAAGCCAUCAACCCGCGGCCAGAUUGGAACCGAGCUGUGUCAGAGGCUGAGAAAAUUGUGGGCUACCCGACUUCUUUCCUGAGUUUAAGGUGGUUGCUCAGCGAUGAAAUCGCCAACAUUGCUCUUCACCUCAGAAAAUUAGUUGGCUCAAAUCAUCCCUUGCUCAAAACCGCAAAGAACCUACUUAAUAAUGGGCGCAGCAGCAUGCAAGCCUGGGGCCUCAUCGUACUUUUGGUGUCCAAAGCAGCUGGACACAAGUUGGUUGAUGACAUCGAAAUUGACAAAGCUGCUGGUGUUCUCCACAGCCAACGAGCUCUUGCCGAAGUUACUGAGAUGAUCCGCACGAGUAACCUUGUCCACAAAGGUUUGGUCAAUAUUUACCCUGGAAUGUAUCCGGACACCGACGCACGCACAAUGCAAGACAUGACAUUUGGAAACAAAAUCGCUCUGCUUAGUGGUGAUUACCUUCUUGGAAAUUCUUGCGCCGAGCUUGCAAAUUUGAGAAACUCUGAACUUGUGGAGCUAAUGAGCAGUGCUGUGAGAGACAUGGCUGAGGGUGAAUUCGUUGGCGAACGUGACAAGCAAAACAACCCUCUUCCUUCUCCUGGACUCACAGAACAAGAUUGGACCUUGAGGAGUGUCUUGUCGGCGGGCAGUCUGCUUGGAAAAUCUUGCCAGGGUACUUUGAAAUUGGCCGGACAUGGUGAAGAGCUGCAGCUGAGGGGAUACAGGUUUGGCCAGCACUUGGCCUUGGCUUGGCAGGCGUGCCUCGAGUUGGAACCAUUCACGAGCUCGGCUGGGGCAGAUGGACAAAUGCCAUUCAGCCUGACGUCGGCACCGGUCAUCUUUACUCUUCAGGAUGACCCUUCUCUCUUUGAAGAGAUUAACAAGGGAAAGGAAAACAUCGAAGAUGUUGAUUACUCAAAAAUCCAUGCCGCGGUCAUGAGCGGACCUGGAAUUCCUCAAACCAAGGAUCUGCAGCGGCACCACGCUCAAAAGGCCUUGCAGGAGUUGGAGGGCUUUGAAGAAAACGACGCAAGAAAGGCUUUGUCGAACAUUAUUUUUGCCAUGGGUGAAAUCUGACUAGAGCUUCAACACAGUAGUAAUUUAUAGAGCAGAUCAUUUAGUAAACCACUGACCACAUCAAAGAGACUGUGUUGAUUUCUAUAUUGUUUUUACGUCAAUACUGGAGGCAGGCACUACUUGCGCCGCAAAUCACUUAUUAACUUAUGUAAUUGAAGUGAUAACCUAUAGCAGGGGUGAUGGCAUGUUUUGAACUUGCACUAUGUUGGUUCAAAGUAAUGAUUAUUAUUUACCACGUUUACUCAUGAAGAGUAUUAGUGUAGUAUUUUAUGGAGACGUUAACGUUUGUGCAAUAAAUUUUAAUUUUAUAUAUUUGUGUGGAUUUUUGUUUCAAUUGACACCAUUUCAAUUAUCACCUUACAAAUUCUUUAUUUAAAAAACAAUUUUUAACAUGAAGCAGUUAAAUUAUAUUGAUUCAUAGUCAACAAAAAACCGAAGUGUGGGUUAGGACGUUAGGUGUCUGACAAAUAAUUAUUAGUUUAGUAGACUCCACGUUAGCAUCAGUCUGCCUAGCAAAUGAAAAGUAGUGUUUACGUUUAAGUAGGCAAAUAAUAAUCAGUGCGUUGUGAUGACAAUGGUAAUGUAACAGCUUAAUUAAUUUUCUGCAACCCAGUUAAUUGAAUAAUUGUAAGACACCAGGCUUUUUCAAGAUACCAUGCGCUUAAUUUGCAAGGUCGUAACUCAAGAUAUAUUGUUUGGGCUAGUUUUUAAGACAAAUUUGAAUGAUCAAUCAAGUUUGAAACAAAACAUAAUAUGCAAAUAGUAACAAGGCGUCAAUUAAUCCAUCUCUGUCUCCAUGGGUUGAGUAUUGUGACCAGAACUUGAACUAGCUGAGGCUCCAUCUUCGUCAGACUCUUCCUCAGUGCCUCCCAGAAGUUGCUGCAGGAAAUUAUC